AUGAAGCACACCAUUACUUCCACCAGCCUCCACAUCAAGGACAAAGUUCUCUUUGAUGAUUGUAGGGACUUCAUCCUCUGGACGGCAUACGGGCAGCCGUCUGGAAAUAAUUAUUCAGUUUCAUUUGAUGCCAAUGGGGAUCCUGUGGCCAUCUAUGAACUUGUGAACUGGCAGCCUCAGAAAGAUGGUUCAAUUAAAUUUGUAACAGUGGGUCUCUAUGAUGCAUCCCAGCCUAAAGGCCAAGAGUUCAGUCUGAGCAGAGCUGUCAUUUGGAACGAUGGCAGUGAAAAGGUGCCUGCGUCUGUGUGCAGUGCGAGCUGUGACCCAGGCACUAGGAAAGCUGUAAAAAAAGGAAAACCUGUCUGCUGUUAUGACUGCAUUAACUGUGCUGAAGGAGAGAUCAGCAAUGAGACAGAUUCUUCAGAUUGUCACAAAUGCCCACCUGAGUACUGGCCCAAUAAAGAUAAUGAUAAGUGCCUUCCUAAACCAGUGGAGUUUCUGUCCUGGGAUGAGAUCCUCGGAAUCAUCCUGGCUGCUUUCUCUAUUGCUGGCUCUUCAGUGGCUUUGAUCAUAGCUUUAGUGUUCUACAAAAACAGGACUUCUCCAAUAGUUAGAGCCAACAAUUCAGAACUGAGCUUCCUGCUGCUCUUCUCACUGACUCUGUGUUUUCUCUGUUCACUUACUUUUAUUGGUCGACCCACUGAGUGGUCCUGUAUGUUGCGUCACACAGCGUUUGGAAUCACUUUUGUCCUCUGUAUCUCUUGUGUUCUAGGGAAAACAUUAGUGGUGUUAAUGGCCUUCAAGGCUACACUUCCUGGAAAUAAUGUUAUGAAAUGGUUUGGGCCUCCUCAACAGAGACUCACUGUUCUUGGUUUCACUCUUGUGCAGGUUGUUAUCUGUGUGCUUUGGUUAAAAAUAUCCCCUCCUUUUCCAUACAAAAAUAUGCAACACUACAAAGAAAAGAUUGUACUAGAAUGCAGCUUGGGCUCCGGUAUUGGUUUUUGGGCCGUACUGGGUUAUAUAGGCCUCCUAGCUUUCCUUUGCUUUGUUUUAGCUUUUCUGGCCCGAAAGCUUCCAGAUAACUUCAAUGAGGCUAAAUUCAUCACAUUCAGUAUGCUCAUAUUCUCUGCUGUAUGGAUCACUUUUGUGCCUGCUUAUGUCAGUUCUCCAGGAAAAUUUACUGUAGCUGUGGAGAUAUUUGCAAUUUUAGCCUCAAGUUUUGGCUUGAUUUUCUGUAUUUUUGCUCCUAAGUGUUUCAUUAUUAUUUUUAGGCCAGAGCAAAAUACCAAAAAACACCUAAUGGGUAAAGUUACUUCAAAAGCCCCCUGA
Xyrauchen texanus (razorback sucker) is the source of this 1329-nucleotide messenger RNA. Its product is annotated as extracellular calcium-sensing receptor-like. The coding region runs from base 1 to 1329 and encodes 442 amino acids. Gene Ontology annotation, biological process: G protein-coupled receptor signaling pathway. The record is from RefSeq and is a predicted model, not a curated record. Lineage: Eukaryota; Metazoa; Chordata; Actinopteri; Cypriniformes; Catostomidae. Gene Ontology annotation, cellular component: membrane. The transcript is spliced from 5 exons. Gene Ontology annotation, molecular function: G protein-coupled receptor activity.